Molecule: messenger RNA, 1308 nt
Organism: Blepharisma stoltei
Lineage: Eukaryota; Ciliophora; Heterotrichea; Heterotrichida; Blepharismidae
Source: the annotation of a GenBank genome assembly
AUGGGUGGUCUUUUCGCAAAAGGGAAAUUAAGACGAUUAGGAUUAGAAAAAAAUGCCUUAUUAGCUCAAUGUGAAGAAUACGAAAAAAAAAUUGCAGAGCGAAAAGCUGAGCACGAGAUAGAAGAAAUUUCUAAAGACGAGCAGUUAGAUUUUCUAAUUCACCAAGAACAGCUACGGGCAACUAACUCAAUUAAGAUCUUUGAUCGGUUAAUUGGAGUAAAAAUCGAAAAUUGGACUAUCGAAACUUUACUUGCCCAUUUUCUUGACCUAGAUGACUGUGAAGACAAAACAAGCCCUUAUUUAUGCUUAAGAGUCGAAGAAUCCCAAAUAGAAUCAAGAAUCUGCCGCAAUCUUAUGGAUUUCAUCGAAAAAAUCAAAGAAUUGAACAUAAAUAAAUCAGAAAUUCUGAUCGAAAGCAUUGAAAAACUCGAGCUGGAGCUCGCAAGUUUUCCAAAUUUGAUUAAAAUUUUAAACCAAAUAAAAAACCAAGAAAAAAUCCUUUCCAGUAACCAAGAAGAUAUCCUGGAAAAAGUUUCGCUUGAAUUAACUGAAAGAAGUGAGCUUGAAAAAGAGCUGGUUCUUCUACAAAGAAAACACGCUUUCCAAAUGUACAAUAAGCAAGCGGAAGAAAAGCAUGCUGAAAUUGAAAAAAUGAAAAAUUUGCUGGCAAAGGUAAAAAAGGAAAAAGAAGAUUUACUUGACCAUUGGGAAAGCAUGAAGUCAAGUGAUGGGAAAAUUGAAAGCGAAGAAAUGCUAGAAAUAAGACGAGGAAUUCAAACUAAGCUUAAUCAAAUUGCACAAACUAAAGCUAGUAUUGAAGAUGGGCUGCUUUAUCUGCAAAAUCAUGCUGAUACUGUAAGCGAAUUAGACCUUUAUAAAGAAAAACUGCAAAAAGCUAUAGCCAGAGUAAAGUCUGCUCUUGAAGAACAAGAUAAUAUUAAGAAAGAAAAAGAAAAUUUAAUGGAAGAUAUAAAAGCACUGGAAAAGCUGAAAAAGAAAAGCAUUGAGCUCAAGUUGCAUGAAAGAGGAAUUGAAAGCCAUAUUCGGUAUCUUAAAGAUAUGUCAGGAAGUAAUCAAGAAGAGUUUUCACAGUAUAUUGAUAAAAUGAAUCAAGAAGUUCACAAGCUAGAAGAUGAAGUUCAAAUUGAAGAAGUGAAACUUCAAGAACUCUGUGAAUCACGAGAUAAAUUGAAGAAAAUAAUAGAAAAGUCUAUCAAAAAGAUGAUGCUCCGAGGGCUUACAUAUGUCACGAAAGUUGGCCCUGAGCAGGCAUUUAAAAGAUGGGUGUGGAGCAUGUCUGAUAGUUAA